UUUGGAAGCUAUAGAGAACCCUUGAAAAGUGAAUCGAGAGGUAUUUUCCUCCAGCGGACCCCGCGAGUGUGCACUUACUUGGUCUUUAAGAAAACACCAGACCAGAGUGCAGACUCCAGACUACAGAGUAAGGACGACGGGACUCGAAUCGUUCAGGCAGCUUCAAGAUGCAUAUCGGUUUGUUCUUCGCCACGAUCAUUUCUCUCUCUUCCCUUCUUCAGGGAGCAAGUGCCGACUAUGAUCACCACAUUUUGACAUCGAAACGCUCGUCCCCGUUCGAAGUUGCUCUAGAAAAUCUACAGAACCAAAUUGGUUACAAGUUCCAAAGCAAGGUUCUGCUUCGUCGGGCCAUGACCCACACCUCUUUUUCCGGCGAGAACAAUAAAGCUUUAAGCAUUUUGGGAGAGGGCGUUAUAGAAACAUCCGUCGCGCUUAGCUCACUCUCACAGGAUGCAGAGAUAUCAGGGAAGGAUCUGAAUCUUCGGAUCAUUGACGUCUCCGAAGUGAGUGCCUGUGCUGCGGAUGGGUUGCGGUUAGGGUUGGAGAACAUUGUUAGGGUUUCUCCGAAAACCAAUGCUUCGAUGCCAUCUGUUGUUUGUGGUGCUUUCAGAGCGGUCUUUGGUGCAGUUGCUGUUGAUGCAACUAUGGUUGAUGCUGCUAGCGAAGUGUUCUGGAAAAUGCAUGAUGAUGGUGGCCUAGAACUUCGUGCUUCGUAAUUGACUCUAAUUUUCAUGCUCUUUCUUAACAUGCGAUCUGGGUUUUUCUCUAGUUUUACAGAGUAUGAACUCUAUGAACUGGUAUUGUGGAUCUUUUGUAAAUACUGAUGAUGCGCAAGAGUUGUUCGACCAAAUGCUCAUGUUAAAUGUGUUCAUUAUGUAAAGCAUACCCUUAUCCUA
Messenger RNA from Macadamia integrifolia, 896 nucleotides. Its product is annotated as protein NUCLEAR FUSION DEFECTIVE 2. Gene Ontology annotation, biological process: RNA processing. The record is from RefSeq and is a predicted model, not a curated record. NCBI's taxonomy places the organism in Eukaryota, Viridiplantae, Streptophyta, Magnoliopsida, Proteales, Proteaceae. Bases 168 to 716 code for a protein of 182 amino acids. The transcript has 3 exons. Gene Ontology annotation, molecular function: ribonuclease III activity.